CCCAUCAGAACCAACUCAUUUUGCUUCUGGGAAUCCCCCGAGCUCAUCGGGGCCGCCGUCUUCGUCUCUCGAGUGUAAUCUCUUCCUCUCUAUCUCUCGAUCGCCCAUGGCGGACGGAAUCGAAGAGGCGGCGAACAGCGUCUCCAAUCUCUCCGUUACUGAUACUCCCGCCGCGGAAGCCCCGAGCAAGAAUGCUCUGAAGAAGGAACUGAAGAAAAAGAAGAAGGAAGAGGAGAACCGCCUGAAAGAGGAAGAGAAGAAGAAGAAGGUUGCUGCAAUGCCACAGUCGCAGAAGCCGUCGUCAGCGGACGAUGAGGAUAUGGACCCAACGCAAUAUUAUGAAAAUAGGUUGAAAGUCCUUGCAUCAGUGAAAGUGGCCGGCGGCAAUCCUUAUCCUCACAAGUUUCAAGUAUCCAUGACUAUUACAGAAUACAUCGAGAAAUAUAGAGUUUUGAAUGAGGGAGACCACCUUAAGGAUGUUGAAGUCAACAUUGCAGGGAGGAUUAUGAACAAGCGAACAUCUUCAUCAAAGCUUUUCUUCUAUGACUUGUAUGGAGGUGGUCUAAAAGUGCAAGUGAUGGCUGAUGCUAGGGAGUCAGAUAUGGAUGAAAUUGAAUUUGCAAAAUACCAUUCUGGUGUGAAGCGCGGUGACAUUGUCGGGAUAUGUGGUUAUCCAGGUAAGAGCAAAAGAGGAGAGCUUAGUAUUUUCCCAAAAAGAUUUACUGUUCUGUCCCCAUGCCUUCAUAUGAUGCCAAGGCAGAAAGCUGGUCCUGGCAUUGAGAAUGCUUCUGUUAAGAAGAAUGAAGGGAAAGUGGCAUCAGAUGUUUGGGUUCCUGGAAUGACAAGGAACCCUGAAACAUAUAUUCUGAAAGAUCAGGAAACACGUUAUCGUCAACGUUAUCUGGAUCUGAUGUUAAACCAUGAGGUUAGACAAAUAUUUAAGACUCGUGCGAAAAUUAUCAAUUAUAUCCGGGAUUUCCUCAACAAACUUGAUUUCUUGGAGGUGGAAACACCUAUGAUGAACAUGAUUGCUGGAGGAGCAGCUGCCAAGCCCUUUGUCACUCACCACAAUGAAUUGAACAUGAAGUUGUUCAUGCGCAUUGCCCCUGAACUUUACUUGAAGGAGUUGGUUGUUGGUGGGUUGGACCGUGUUUAUGAAAUUGGAAAGCAGUUUAGGAAUGAGGGUAUUGAUUUGACUCAUAAUCCUGAAUUUACUACGUGCGAGUUUUAUAUGGCUUUUGCGGAUUACAAUGAUUUAAUGGCUCUCACAGAAGAAAUGUUAUCUGGAAUGGUAAAAUCUUUAACUGGUGGUUAUAAGAUUAAAUACCAUGCAAAUGGAGUGGACAAGGAUCCGAUAGAGAUUGACUUUACUCCCCCAUUUAGACGGAUUGACAUGAUUGAGGGAUUGGAGACUAUGGCUAAUCUUUCUAUACCAAAAGAUAUUUCAAGUGAAGCAGCAAACAAGUACUUGUUGGAUGCUUGUGUGAAGUUUGAUGUUAAAUGUCCCCCUCCUCAGACAACAACAAGGUUAUUGGACAAGCUUGUUGGGCAUUUCCUGGAGGAGACAUGCGUCAACCCUACAUUUAUCAUUAAUCACCCUGAGAUCAUGAGUCCAUUGGCAAAGUGGCAUAGAUCGAAACCAGGUCUGACUGAGCGGUUUGAAUUGUUCAUCAACAAACACGAGGUUUGUAAUGCAUACACGGAAUUGAAUGAUCCAGUUGUACAGCGUCAACGAUUUGCUGAACAACUUAAGGACCGACAAUCAGGUGAUGACGAGGCAAUGGCUUUAGAUGAAACAUUUUGUACUGCUCUUGAAUAUGGCUUGCCUCCAACUGGUGGAUGGGGUUUGGGGGUAGAUCGCCUUGCAAUGUUGUUUACAGAUUCUCAGAAUAUAAAGGAAGUUCUGCUUUUUCCUGCCAUGAAGCCUCAAGAUGAGCCUUUGACGAAAGGUUAACUGGUUAGUCUGCUGAAGGAUUGCCCAUGUAUUUAUUUUGGAGAGGCCAGCAAGGAUCGAGAAAAUACACUUCUUAUCUGAGAUUUGGAUACUCGAGACUUGUUAUCUGAGAUUUGGAGACUGGAGAAAACACGUUUGGCAUUUGCACAAAUAUUUUGUCCUCCGUCUCAUUUCCUGCCGGUGGUGUUAGAAAUCUGGUCUGCCAGUAUUUAUACUGAUGUAGUUCUUACCCAUCUCGAUUUACAGUGACUAUCCAUUUCGACUACAUCUUGUCAAUAUUAUUUGGCGUUUGUUACUGAAACACAUUGACAAUGUUGGCUUGCUGUUUCUUUUCCUGGCUUGCUAAAGCCUUUUGUUGGAUCUUGUCCAUAAACAUGCGUGACAUCAAAAGAUAUUACUAGAUUUAUUUGCUUCAACAUCUUG
Molecule: messenger RNA, 2377 nt
Organism: Musa acuminata subsp. malaccensis (wild Malaysian banana)
Lineage: Eukaryota; Viridiplantae; Streptophyta; Magnoliopsida; Zingiberales; Musaceae
Product: lysine--tRNA ligase
Biological process (GO): lysyl-tRNA aminoacylation
Cellular component (GO): cytosol; cytoplasm
Molecular function (GO): lysine-tRNA ligase activity; tRNA binding; ATP binding
Source: RefSeq, a predicted model, not a curated record